Drosophila innubila is the source of this 1248-nucleotide messenger RNA. RefSeq names its product ras-related and estrogen-regulated growth inhibitor. The coding region runs from base 576 to 1199 and encodes 207 amino acids. NCBI's taxonomy places the organism in Eukaryota, Metazoa, Arthropoda, Insecta, Diptera, Drosophilidae. The transcript has 3 exons. The record is from RefSeq and is a predicted model, not a curated record. Gene Ontology annotation, molecular function: GTP binding; GTPase activity.
AAUUCGUAAGUCGUACAAAUCGCUAGCAGUUACGGCCGGUUAGUGGCAAAAAGACAAUUUAUCAGACAGACAACGAGAUCAGCUGAAAAAUACUGUUUGUUAAAAUAAAUAAAUAAUUGUAGAAGAAUUUUGUUCAUGACCACAUGGAAAAGUGCACCGUGCGUUUCAGCUACACGUAUCCAUAAUAUACAAAUAUAAAUACAAAAAAAAAAACACAUUAACCAACAAGAAAAAAGUAUCUCAAAAAUAUAUAUUUUGAAGAAUAUAUCUGAAAGUCAUUAGGGUAAUAAAUGAAAGUUCGGGUAUCUGUGGGAUGAAAUAGAAAUUCUAGACUCUCUGCUGUAAUUGUAGGCCUAAGCGUUAUUCUUGGCGUUUGUUGUGAUCAAACCAAAUGGCGCAUAAUUUCAACGUGAAAUAGACAAAAACAACAAACGGAUAUAUAGGUAUUGCCGUGGCCAAAAAACCCAGAUACAUAAUAAAUAUAUAGAUAAAGCCAUAGCUAUAGAUAUAGUACAUAGAUAUAGAGCAGUUCCCACCGAUUAACACAGUAAACUGUUCUAUUGCAAAACCGCAAGAUGACGACGCGAGGCAUACGGCGUAAAAAGUCAACAUUGACGGAGCUGAAAAUCGCCGUUAUCGGCUCGCCCAGUGUUGGAAAGAGCGCCUUAAUUGUGCGUUUCUUAACAAAGCGUUACAUCGGCGAAUAUGAUCAUCAGACUGAGAAUCGUUACAAGCACGAGGCCAUGGUCGAUGGGGAACCGGUGCUAUUCGAAAUACUGGACACAUGCCCCAAGGCUGAUGAUGAAUUUCCCAAUGCAGCCGAGCUAAUCCAAUGGGCCGAUGGCUUGCUGCUUGUCUACUCCAUAACUGAUCGUCGCAGCUUCAAUUAUAUACGUCGUGCCAAGUCCGAUUUACAGUCGGAUACACCCGUCCAACUGUGUGCCAAUAAAGUGGAUAUGGUACAUCUCCGUCAAGUUAGUCGCGAUGAAGGCGAAAUUCUGGCCAAAGACUUUGAGUGCAAGUUCAGUGAGGUCUCCGCAGCGGAUCACGUGGAUCAAGUGGCCGAGGUAUUCAACGAGCUCUGCAAGGAAGUGCUCGCCUGCAAGCGCAAGUCCAAGCAGAGUCUCCUCGAACGCAUGCUCGGCGGUACCAGACCCUACAGCAGAGGAAAGAGCGACAGCAACUUGCCAAAAGACUGAAAUCUCAUAUAUUAUGUUAAAAUAAACCAUUUUUUAAAGCAUACCAAAA